This is a messenger RNA of Daucus carota subsp. sativus, 1455 nucleotides long. RefSeq names its product protein EI24 homolog. Gene Ontology annotation, cellular component: endoplasmic reticulum. NCBI's taxonomy places the organism in Eukaryota, Viridiplantae, Streptophyta, Magnoliopsida, Apiales, Apiaceae. The transcript has 12 exons. Gene Ontology annotation, biological process: macroautophagy. The coding region runs from base 73 to 1203 and encodes 376 amino acids. The record is from RefSeq and is a predicted model, not a curated record.
CUUGUACCAGUUGGCUUUUUGUCUUUAUAAAAAACACCAGAUUCCCCUUUACACAAACGUAAACAAAUCCACAUGAUCAACGACUUGAAACUAAUUUCGACUAGAACUAAGCAACCCAACACCAUAAUCCCACGAUACAUACACACAUAUACUUACAUCAAAACUACCCAACUCUGGAAUUUGGUCCUAAUGGAGAACAUGAAGCCUGUAAUGAAAGAUUUACAAAGAAAAGUAAAGCAAGCAGCUUUACUUUGGUUAGAUGGGUUUAAAGAAGCUUGUUCUCUCCAUAGAGUUGUUAUUUACUGUCUUAGGUCAAGGGAGCUUAUGAUUAGAACUGGACAGUGUUUUUUGUUGAAUGGGUUUCUUUUCUUAGGAAGUAUCUUUGUUUUAAAAUCAGUUAUAAUUCCAACUCUGGAAUGGAUUUUACCUGAUCAGUGCCCACUUGUUGAUUUUCAAGAACCCUGCUUGCGUGGCGACAUUUUAAGACUUCAUUAUCUCUUGCGACUUGGACUCAUACAAAUUGUCUAUGUUUUAUGGUUUUACCCUUUGUACGUAUUCAGCUUUAUCCUAAGCAAUAUAUGGUACAAUGACAUUGCAAAAUAUGGUUUUUUUGCAAUUGAGAUUCAUGGGCCGGAUGUCAAAGUAUCACCUAGCAAAAACAAGUCAUCAUCUGACAGUAAAAAUCUGACAGAUAAAUCAACUGAUCUUGAAGGGGUCAUGAUUAAUAUUGCAGAACAGGCAUACUCAGUCCUCCUCUUGACUGUCUUUUUCGUAGAGGUUUAUGUCACAGGAUAUAUACCAUAUAUUGGAAAGUUCCUGAAUUUCCUGUUACUUUCGUGGAUGUAUGCCUAUUAUUGUUUUGAGUACAAAUGGAAUCUUUCUGGGCGGAGUUUGAAACGAAGGUUAGACUUCUUCGAGAACAACUGGGCCUUCUUUGCGGGUUUUGGAAAUCCAUGUGUAUUGGCGAUAUUCCUUUUCUCUCCUCUUGUCAGUUUUGGGGUUAUGGCUAUAUUAUAUCCACUGUUUGUACUGACGGCAACAGGCUCCAAUGCUGACAAAGUAAUUGAUUCUCGAACAGAAUGGCAAGGCUUGGGAUUAGGAAGAUUGCCAGUAUUUAGUCUUGCAGAUUAUUUGUCGAUACGAGUCCUGUCUUUUUUCUGGGAGCAACCUCAAGAGCAAAAGCCAGACAACAAGACACUCUGAAUGAUGUCCCAACGCAUUGAACUACACCAUAUAUGCAAUAGUGUUGAAGGAACUGAUUUGCAGCAGCUGGAAAGACACUGUUAUGAAACUGAUUUGCAGCAGCUGGAAAGACACUGUUAUGCAUUUCUACAUGUAUAUAAAUCUUCUUUUACUAAGAAAGUAAAUAUGGAAUGCAGUAACACUACACUUAUAUAUAGUGAAUUUUAGUGUCCUGUCACUUUUAGUUUAUUAUAAUUUACUCUUUUGAAGUCA